Molecule: messenger RNA, 927 nt
Organism: Coregonus clupeaformis (lake whitefish)
Lineage: Eukaryota; Metazoa; Chordata; Actinopteri; Salmoniformes; Salmonidae
Product: CD276 antigen-like
Exons: 4
Source: RefSeq, a predicted model, not a curated record
AUGCCUGGCAAGCGAAACAAGAGGAGGGUGUUCCUCGAGCAGCUGGGAAAGGCACUAGUGACUCCGUUCAUACAAAGAAGGGCCCGUCUCCCUCGCACCGAAGCCUCUGCGGCGCUCGUCAAAGCUGUUCAGAGGGCUACGUAUCGUGAUCAGCCCCGGCGGGAUCACGCCCCCGCAGCACCGGACCACGCAGCACCGGCCCAAGCACCCAACCCCGCACAACCCAGUAAGAGGAAGAGUAUAUCACUCUGUAAUCUGUUUCUCUCAGGGACAGUUCAGGUUGCUGGUUCUGCUGAGCCCAUUGUGGCCUUAGUUGGCGAUGACGUCAUCCUCCCUUGCACCCUGAGACCCACCAAUAGCGCUGUGUAUCAGACAGUAGAAUGGCAGAGACCUGACCUAAAACCAAAAGAGGUGCAUCUUUACAGAGAUGAGAAGGACGACCUUGUACUCCAGAAUCCAUCAUUCAGGGGAAGGACGUCACUGUUUAAAGAAGAACUAGUGGAAGGCAACGCUAGUUUAAAGCUGACCAGAGUGGAACUUUAUGAUGCUGGAAACUACACCUGUUACGUUGCACUGUUGGACCACCAGAAAACCACCAUUCAACUCAUUGUUGGUGCAGCGUCUCGACCAGUAAUCUCCAUUGAAGGAAUCAAAGGUGAUGAGGUGGUCCUGCGCUGUGAGGCUGAAGGCUGCUACCCAGAGCCUGUCAUGGAGUGGUGUGACGUUCAUGGACGUGUCCUCCCUGCUGCUGGACCUCCAGAGACAUCCAGAGACCGUGAAGGCUGCUACACUGUGACAAGCCAUGUCAACGUCCCGAAAACGGACAACAACACGUUCACCUGUCGGGUUCAACAGCCGGAGAUCAAACACAUGAAGGAGAGACGGGUUCAUAUUCCAGAUCAAAUGUUUCCUAAGCAGUGCCAGUCC